UUACACUCACUUCCUGUCCACUGACCACCUUCACCUGUCAGCGACCCACAGCGGAGUAAGAGUACGCGCCACACUUCGAACAAGACAGCUGGCAAAACGGCGAACAUGUCUGAAGCGAAGCAAGUAGUACAAGGACAUGACACUCUGGUUGAUAUAUUGGACUCUCUUGGCUAUGAAGAUAUUUCAGAGAGUGCUGAAGAGUAUGUCAGUAGGCUGAAUUCUGACCCACCUGAUCAGAGUGAAUGGUUUUCCUUACCUAAUGGGGAUAAGGUGCAAAUUACAAAGGACAGUGUCUCAUUUCUUUCACUGUUUGGAGAGGAUACCCCCAUUUAUCGGCUCCUGGUGCUGCAGAAAUCUCAAGUGAUCGCACUGUAUGUGCACAAGAGGUGGUGGUCUGUGGAUGAAGCCUUAAAAACAAACAACCCUACCAGGCAGGGACUGAUACAGGUACAACGUGCCGGACAAAGAGUAGUCUUGUUCAUCUUGAAUAUGAUUAUUUUUGGGUCUGUGGAGAGAGCGCCUUACCAGCACAUCUGCUUCAGUCCUCAUCCUGCAAAUGAGUAUGGCAAGAUUUCUUGGCAGGAUGGUGAAGCUGUUGGAUUUUACACCUUCAAACGAAAAGGCAGUCUGACUGACAGCUGUGUAAGUCGCUGUUAUCAGCUCCCCGUUCUUGACACCUUGUUUGUCCGAAAGAACUGGAGGAGAAAAGGACUGGCCUUGGAGAUGCUGGCAGACUUCUGCGGAACUUUCGGCAAGUAUGAAGUCUUGGGAAUCAGCUCUCCAAUCUCUGAAGGCAUGUACCAAGUAUGCAGGAAGUUUCUGACAGCACAUCCAGAAGAACGGGAUCGUCUCUAUGAAGUGGAGGCACCAGGAGACUGGGGCCAGAGGCAAAACAUCUGGUUACUGAUCCAGCUUGGAAGCAUCCCUUCUGAUGGAUCAAACAUGCCUAGUGUGUCCUUGAAUCCACAACCCAAUCAGAACAUUUUUGCAAAUGAAACUGGUGAAAGCUGUUCCGUGAAGAUAUCAUCUUCUGUAAAUCAUCUUUUGGAGACUGAAGAGAAAUUCCUCAAUAAACCUCCAGAUCUGACCAUAAGAAAAAGACAUGCUGACUCCGAGAAAGUCACAAAAAAGCAUUUGAAGAGACUUUAGGUUGUGAUCUUUUGGAGGUCAUGAUGAACGCUAGGCUAAUUUUUUUUUGCUGUUUCUGGGACUAAAUUAUUUUCUCCUUCGUUCCUGUGCUACAGUUCCCUUCCACUGUCUAGUGGUGUGCUUGAGGACAAUUAACUGUAACAGACAUGGGUGCUCUGUGGUGUGGUUCAGCAUGGAGGGUUUAUGACAAUCGAUGACUGUUUCAAACAUGUACAAAUAUUUUUGUGUCUUGGACUUGGGCUUUAAAGCCCUCUGAUCAGUGUUGUGCAGUGAGAAAAAAAAGACAGCUCUGUCACUGUAGGAAAGAAAACCCCCCGUCAUAGUUGUAAUUUGGUAAAAGUUUAAACUUGCAUUAGUGAUGAAAGAAGAAGAAACAAAGUCGACAGGGGAGUAUGAAGACCUGAUGUGAACGAACCUAGACCACCAGAUGAAUAGAUACAUUGGACAAACAGUAGCCAGAGAUUCAAACAUUUGAAUACCAUCCUCAAGUGAUACAAGGAAUUGCUGAUAUUCUAAGGGAGGAUGUGGUGAGAGAAGUACUCACGGCAGAUGACAAUGGCUAGACUAGAACAACAUUCUUGAGUGUAUAACUAACACUGGCUUGUACAGUAUAACAGUGUAAAUUUGCUGUGACCGGAGACCUUGUAAAACUAAUGAGUCACAUGACACCGGGGAGGGAAAAUGGCUAAUUGGGCACAAUUUGGACAUUUUUCAUUUAGGGGUGUACUCCCUUUUGUUGCCAGCGGUUUAGACAUUAAUGGCUGUGUGUUGAGUUAUUUUGAAGGGACAGCAAAUUUACACUGUUAUACAAGCUGUACACUGACUACUUUACAUUGUAUCA
Erpetoichthys calabaricus (reedfish) is the source of this 1990-nucleotide messenger RNA. Its product is annotated as protein FAM169B-like. The coding region runs from base 106 to 1149 and encodes 347 amino acids. The record is from RefSeq and is a predicted model, not a curated record. The transcript has 9 exons. NCBI's taxonomy places the organism in Eukaryota, Metazoa, Chordata, Cladistia, Polypteriformes, Polypteridae.